Molecule: messenger RNA, 1126 nt
Organism: Hyaloscypha bicolor E
Lineage: Eukaryota; Fungi; Ascomycota; Leotiomycetes; Helotiales; Hyaloscyphaceae
Product: Arp2/3 complex 16 kDa subunit ARPC5
Exons: 2
Coding region: 276-890 (204 amino acids)
Biological process (GO): regulation of actin filament polymerization; Arp2/3 complex-mediated actin nucleation
Cellular component (GO): actin cytoskeleton; Arp2/3 protein complex; cytoplasm
Molecular function (GO): actin filament binding
Source: RefSeq, a predicted model, not a curated record
GGAUCGACAACAGCAAAAGCAACGCGUGCAGCACAAGACGGAGGAAAGAGAAGACUGCACCCAACUCAGCUGCAGUGCACAAGACCAUCGGCAACUGCGAUUCGGCUCGAUUCAUUCUCAGCGCCCGAAACAGACAGCGCAGCCAUCACCGCCUCACGGCGACCCCACCAACCAUUUCACCCCUCCUCCGCACGACCACGACCACGAUACACCUUCUGCACCCCUCGCUCUAUCAACUUAUCGCCACGUUACUUCUCUAGAACACCAAAGCAAAGAUGUCAAUCAUCCAGCAGGUGACGUCCGCCUCCCUCUCGGACAACUGGCGCACAAUCAACAUCGACGCCCUCGAUCCGGACUCCUCCGCCAACUUCGACACCUCCACGCUCCACCCGACUCUUGCCCCAGUCUCAGAGUCAGAGAUUCGGUCGAUUGGGCAGCAAGUUAGGCAGCUGUUAAGAGGAGGCGAUGCAGAGGGCGCGUUAAGAGGCGCGCUGGAGAGUGCACCAUAUGGUGGAGAUGCUAAUGUGAAGGAGAUUCAUUUGGGGACUGUGGUUGAGGUGUUGCAGGGGAUUAGAGCGAGUGAAAUUUCGGGUAUGCUGGGCAGGAUUUGGGGAAGUGAAGGGGGCAGUGAGGUGGUUGACUGCUUGAUGAAAUACUUAUACAAAGGCAUGGCUGCCUCUGCUACAUUUGGCAAGACUCCCUCUCGCGGCUCAACACUCACGCCUCAGAGCACCGGCGCUGGCUUCUCACAAAUGGGCGGUAGACCAGGGGCUCAGAAUGAAAGCAGUGGUGCCGCCAUGAGUGUGUUACUUUCAUGGCAUGAGAAGGUUGUGGACGUUGCGGGUUUGGGAUGCGUGAACCGCUCCAUGACAGAUUGGAGGAAAGUCUAGAUGUGCGGGGAACAUAUCAGGGCAUGGACAGUCGCCAUGAUGGAGAUAGGAAUUGCUGCAUGGCGGAAAUUGCGGCAUGAGCGUCAUUGGAAGCGUUCGCAGUGUGUCCAGAGCGGCCAACACUGUGCAACAAAAAUGAGGGGUAAAUGAGGGGUAAAAUAUGACAAAAUAUCAUGCUGAAUUGCUGUAUAGCAAAUAGCAUAUUCCAACGAUACAAAUGCACGGCAUCUGGCGGC